Molecule: messenger RNA, 7185 nt
Organism: Branchiostoma floridae (Florida lancelet)
Lineage: Eukaryota; Metazoa; Chordata; Leptocardii; Amphioxiformes; Branchiostomatidae
Product: WD repeat-containing protein 7-like
Exons: 33
Coding region: 136-5040 (1634 amino acids)
Cellular component (GO): cytoplasm
Molecular function (GO): protein binding
Source: RefSeq, a predicted model, not a curated record
GGCGGUUUCAAUCAAAGAUGGCGGCCAAAAUUAUUCUGUUAACAAUUCUCGCAUUGGAAAAGGCGUAGUUUACAGCGAAUUAGCGGUGUUUUGAGUUUCUUUGAACACAACUGUACGUCGAAGCAGAGGUAGAACAUGGCCUCCAACAAUCUAGCGGUACCCAUUGUCCUGUGGGGCCAUGUGCCCCCAACCCACUGUAUCUCCGCCAUCCUCCUCACCAGUGAUCAGCGUACCGUGGUCACGGGAUGUCACGACGGACAGAUCUGUCUGUGGGAUCUCAACGAAAACAUGGAGUUGGUGCCCAGAAAUAUGUUGUUUGGCCACACGGCAAAGAUCACAUGCUUGGCCAAGUCUACAGACACAUGGGAGAAGUGCAAUGUUGUCAGUGCUGCUGAAAAUGGAGAGUUGUGUUUGUGGGACGUUAGUGAUGGAAGAUGUAUUGAGCACACCAAGCUGUCAGGCACACAUACUGCAAUAUAUCCGUACCAAGUUGGUAACAGUAGUUCGCGUGAAUACCGACUGAUUUGUCAUGGGUACUACGCCGAGAUUCUUAUCAUGGAUGCCAACAGUCUGGAGGUGCUGUUCUCCCUGUCCUCCAAACUCUCCCCUGAUUGGAUCAGCUGCCUCUGCAUCCUCCGACCAAUCAAAAGACACGAGGAUGUAAUAGUAGCUCUGUCUACAAGCGGAACUCUCAAAGUGUGGACAUUAACAGGACAGGAGACUAAGCCUUGGAGACGAAAGUUACAGAUUGGAGGAGCGCACGAGAAGCGGGUGAAGGAGUCGGAGCCAAUCUUUGAGACGGAAUCGAAGCCCCUUCGCUGUCUGAAUGCCAAGACACUAGCAUGCUGUCAGUUCACCCAGAGAACAGUUCUCAUCGUGUGCAGCAACUACUGGCAGGUGUAUGACGCUGGCGACUUUUCGCUGUUGUGUUCUGUACCGAACAAGAAAGGUGAACCGUGGACAGGAGGAGAGUUUGUGGCCGGAGAUCGCGUUAUCGUGUGGAGUAAGGCCGGGCGCGGGAGCCUCUACCAACUUCCCUCUUGCUGUAUUCCUGACAGUGCUGACUUCAGAUCCGGGGUCGGACAAGCAGCGGCAAAAACACCAGCCCCGUUCCAGUACCUCAUCAUGGAGAUACAGCCCGCAAAAAUUAGAAAGCCCCUCGCUUGCACCCCAGCCAUGAGCUUUUCAUUUGGUCGCCGUGGAUCGUACCACAAGCUGCUGCUGCGGGGGGAUUCACACGGGAGGGUCACCAUGUGGAAGAUCCCUGACAUCACAGAAAAGGAGCUGUCCCGCCUGAAACAGGAGGAUAUAGUGGACCGACCCCCAGACAUGCCCCCACAUGUGUCUGUGAGCCUACAGGAUGUAUGGGACUCCAUGGAGCUUAAACCAGCAGGGAUCAUUGAUCAACUGAGCACAAAACAGGAUAACACCCCACUGGCCAUCACGGCAAGCCUGUACCUCCCCGCACAAGGCCGUUUGGUUUGUGGGAGGGAAGACGGCAGCAUCAUCAUUGUACCUGCCACACAGACUGCCAAGGUGCAGCUACUACAGUGUGAACACACCAAACAGAGAGGUUGGCCCCCACACCGUAUCCUGAGAGGUCACAAGGGAAAGGUGACGUGCCUGGUUUACCCUCACCAGGAGUCGCUGCGCUACGACCCACAGUACUUGGUGUCAGGCGGCGUGGAUUUUGCUGUGUUGCUGUGGGACCUGUUCAGCGGACAGCUCCUGCACACGUUCUCUGUGCACGGCGGGGAAAUCACGCAGCUGGUCUGUCCCCCCGACAACUGUAACUUAGAAGACCAGUACCCUACUGGAACCCCUGUGGCUCGCGUGCUGCAGUCGGUGUGUUCGGUGGCCUCAGACCACUCAGUGGCGCUUCUGAGUCUCCGUGAGCGAAAAGCGCUACUGUUGGCCGGACGUCACCUGUUCCCGGUACAGGUCAUCAAGUGGCGCCCUGCUGACGACUUCCUGGUGGUCGGAUGUCUGGACAAUACCGUCUACGUCUGGCAGAUGGAGACCGGUCACCUAGACCGUGUGGAGAGUGGCAGUGUUGCACAGGACAUCCUAAAUGCCUGCGAUGAGACCAUCCUCCCCAGCGAGAGCACCACCACACUGGCACAAGCACUCAAACGAAGAAGUCUUGCUGCCUUCAAAAAUGUGGCUCAGAGAGCUGCCUUCCAGGUUCUUCAGACUUCCACAACCAGCCAAUCACAAGCCGAGGUCUCCAAAUCCCAGAACUUUGCCCUGUCAAUCACCCCUAUGCGGACCAAUCCCAAGGACUCUGACUUCCAUGUCUUGUUUUUCGAUACUGAAGCUCUCAUUGUCCAGCUUCUCACAGACGAGACUCUCGGUUUGUCCUCUCCGAUCACCCCUGAGCCAAGUAAGCAAAAGGACCAAUCCGAAUCUCCAUCAUCCAAACGUCGCACUCUCUUCAGUUCUGUAGGUGAGACCAUCAAAGCUCAAGUCAGCGAGACCAUAAAAUCACAGCUGAAACAAGGCUCGGACUUCAUUGACCUAAAAAUGAUGUCCGGAAGCCCAAAGAAAGAGCAAACAAAUGGUCAGAAGGAGAGUGUUGAUUUAGAGUACAAGUCCAAACGCUCAAAGAACUUAACACUGUUAGAGUAUAACCUUACUUUAGACAUUGCUCAGCUGUUGAUGUCAUGUCUACAUGCAUGGGGGUUGGAUCUAGAGUUGGACAAGCUUUGCCUGUUCAAACUUGGACUGCUGAAACCGCACAUUCCGGUUUCGUUUGGCCUGAUCUCCCGCGGAGGACACAUGUCCCUGAUGCUGCCAACGUGGUACAAGUACAGAGAGAGAGUGACUACGGGAUUGGCUGAACCAAAAAUGACGCAGCUCGUCCCGAGCGCAGCGCAGGUGGAGCCAGCUGGAGUUCCCCGCGUCGGUUCUUCACUGGUGCACAGCGGGCACUGGGAGAUAUCGUCUGCUGUCACAACACAACAUCUGCUGUCAGUCAUUUCUGUAGCCAAUACUCUGAUGGGGAUGACAAACGCAAGUUUCCUUGGAGAGAAAAUAAACCAAGGCAAGAGAACAAGUCCACUUGUGCCCACAGUUGAGUCUAUAGCUCAGGAUCUCUUGGAAAAGUUCGUAGUUGACCGCAGUGAGACAGGCUGUGAACUAAUGAGCAUUGUGCUAGAGAGUGAGCGAGUCAGGAGAAUUAAGCAGGUUGGAGUGCAGGGGCUGAUUGUGGGGGAGGUUAACACUGACUCAUCAGAUGGUACAGACUCUGAAGCUGAAGGGAGUAUGCCUCCAUCCAUUCAACAGUCACAAUGCCCCUCCUGUAUACAUGCAUGGCUACAGGCCUACCAACAUUUCCAACUCAGUGACGACCAAGAAGUCAAAGAGGCUCAGAUAAAGCAGGGCUGGAGCCUGCUGGCAGCGCUGCACUGCGUGUUACUGCCGGAUCUGCUGGGGAAGGAGCGCUUCCAGCCGCCGCAGCUGCAGAUGUUAGCCAGGCGCUGGCAGGACAGGUGUCUGGAGGUACGUGAAGCAGCACAGGCCCUGAUGUUAGCGGAGCUGCAGCGUAUCGGACCUGAGGGACGGAAGGAGGUCAUCGACUCGUGGGCGCCACACCUUCCCAACUACGUGGAUCCUCAAACCUCUCAGUCACCCGAGUCACAACCCUCCUCUGCCUCCUCUCCUAAAGACAAGACUGAACCUACUGCAGAACCUGCCAAGGAGGAAGACACAGACCAUCUUCAGGAUGAAGACCUUAUCUCUGGGUGUGCGCCCAGUUUAAUGGAAGAUGAGGUCUCACAGGAAUCUUCUCCUGUUAGCAGAAACUGCUCCCCUGAAAUGGCAUAUCCCACCCAGAAAAAGGCCUCCAUGCCCUUUGAAGCCAGGCGUAACCAGGCCACUGCCAUUGUGAUGCUGGGGGUGAUAGGUGCAGAGUUCGGGGCGGAGAUAGCGUCUAAGGGACAGAACGAAGAACAGAAGAAGAAGGCCAGUCGGGCACCUGAGGGGUUCAGCAGGGACAACUACUCACUCGCAAGACACACCAAAGAGAAGCUGAUGAUUAAGAGCACACAGAAGGGAGUCACCAGUAGAAAGAAGGAUAUGAGCAUUGCUCAUAAAGAAGGCAAGGCGCUGACGUAUCUACUCCUGGCACCGCCCAGCGGCAAGCUCCCCGCACACACGCCAAUCAGGAGGGCUGCCAUCGAUCUGAUUGGCCGAGGGUUCACAGUGUGGGAGCCAUACAUGGAUGUGUCAGCUGUGCUGUUGGGUCUGCUGGAGCUGUGCUGUGAUGCUGAGAAGCAUGCAGCCAGCAUGAUGAGUGGGUUACCCCUGACCCCUGCUGCUGACUCCUGUCGAACAGCCCGCCACGCGCUGUCCCUCAUUGCCACCGCCCGUCCAUCUGCGUUCAUCACCACCAUGGCAAAGGAGGUGGCUCGUCAUGCGGCCAUGGCGGCCAACGCGCAGUCCCAGAGUGCACCCAUCCACACGUCAGUGUUGGUACGCGGAAAACCGGAGAUACUGAGGGUCAUCGAACUGCUGAUUGACAAGAUGCAGAGUGAUGUGGCUGAAUUGAUUGUGGAGGUUAUGGACAUCACGGUCCACUGUCUGGACGCCGCCCAGCUGAAGCAGAAGGGACUGCAGGAGACCUUCCCUGCCAUCUGUCGCUUCAACAUGGUCAGCUACGACAACCACAGCCGCCGCAUCGCCGUGGGCGCCAGAAAUGGCUACCUGGCAUUGUACGACCAAAAGACCGCCAAAUGUCAAAUGAUUGCUGCCCACGGCGCUCCUGUCAUGGCGGUAGCGUUCUCUCCUGACGGCCGUCAUCUUGCCACGUAUUCAUACCAAGAGAACAAGCUUCUGUUUUGGCAGAUGGCUGCUGGGUUGUUUGGUAUGAUGAGCGGUUCCAGUAUCAAGUGUAUCCGGUCUCACGACACCCGGCCGGCGCGUGCCGGUAGCAACACCUCGCUCAACAGUCUCCUGAAGGGCGUACGCCUGGUUUGGAUCACGCAGAAAAAUGUGAUCGUGCUUACCGGGGACGGUUCCGAACAGAAGUUCAGUGUCUAGUGAGAAGCAAGUUUCAAGUACUGAGAAUCGUCAAAUAUUUCCAGUAUUUCAAGUUUGUGGUUUUUGCAGUCCCUUCCCUACCAUGAACACAUCAAGCCUGCAAUAUAAUUGGCAUUUCCAUUUUUCUGCCAGCAAUUGUUUCCAGAUCUCCAGACUCAUUGAUACCACAUGCACUUGACUUACCCCAUGACAUGAAAUUUUGGAGCUGCAAGCUUAAUAAUGAAUGUACAGUAGUAUGAUAACAUACAACUUUCAGUGACAAGGAAGUUUGAUUUUAGGAAGUUCUCUGUAAACAGACUCUGUAAACUGUUAGCAGAGUUUUAGCCAUUGGGAGCAGACCAAAGCUAAGAAGCCUGGAGUCCAGGCUACUGUACUGCUUUUCUACCCAAGCACACUUCAUGAAUAAAAGAGAAGGCUUCGCAUCCAGUCCAAAGGACAAUUAGACAUCUAACUUGUAGUUUAGUCAGAGUAUAUUAUGGUGGAGAUUGAAAUCUGUCAGAAUCACUGAAUCUACUCGCAGAGAUUGCAGUCUCUCUAUGUAUUAGCAGAAUUAGCAUUUCUGCCAGAAUGUAGUCUUAAAACCAAUAUCUGUAAAAGUGAUAUUACCACAUUAUUAGCCAUUCCUUCUUAGUGAACUAGUUGAAGGAAAGUGCAUUAUUGUACCAAGAGUCGUUGACAACAUUAUACUAACGUAAGGGUGCUUAAGUUUGAUAAGAUACAUACAUUGUAGUAACCUAUAUUGUACAAUGUACAUGUAUGUGGUCAUCAGCUCAAUAGAAGUGUAGUGACUCUAUUGAUGGUAAAUAUGUUAUUAGCUAUUAGCAAUAACUUUAAAUGCUUUGAUGUGCAAUCUGUAUGAUUUGAUAUGUGUUCAGCAGCAUAUGACUAUAGUUGAUACAUUUGGCUUUAUUUAGCUUGAACUUCUUUUGCCAGUCACUAUUUUCAUCCUCAGAGUCUUAGAAUUUGCAGCCAUGUAAUGAUUAAAAGUACUUAGUACUUGUACAGGGGUUGGUCCGUAAGGUAUGUGCUUCACCAAGAAAUAAGGUGCACAAUUCAGAUUUUUGAGGCUUUUAUAAAUGUCUGCCAGAAUUCAAAUCAUAAUAAGGCCACACCAAUUUUAUUUGUUGCUUCUUGGAUUCACCUAUGCAUUUUUUUUCAUUUUCAGAGAAAAAAAACAACACAAGUUUUGCUAUCACAAAGCUGUAAAUAUUGCCAUUCAGAGCCACAUACACAUAAUUUCAGUCAAAAGAUUGCCUUUUAUUCAGAACAUCAGUAACAAAUCGAAGGAAGCGAUCCAUUGCAUAAAACGCAUCAAACCCCUCAGGCUGUUUGUUUUGUUUAAGCCAUAUAUCUUCACCCCAGACCUUUUGAAAAAAAAAACUUGUUUUUUCGACCUGUCGGUCCUUUUUUUUUUAAAUCUGAGAAGCAACAAAUAGAAUUGGUGUGGGCUAAUCAUUACUUGGCAGGCAACGCACAGUAACAUCUAAGGUUAGAGAAAGGAAAAAUCCCGAACAAUUGAGCUGCAACCUGGGGUGCUUGGGUCAACUUGCUCUGCUGUAAGUCAGAUGCACCUCUUUCAAGUUGAAAUGCAUGUACACAGGGAAUCCUCGUCAAACAUUUUGACAUGUCAUAAAAGAUUUUAUGGCAUGAGAAACUUGAUUCACAGCUCACCAUUGUUUUUCUAGUCACUUCCUGGUUUUCUUAAGGAUGUUGACUGGAAAGUAGAUCAUUUUAGAUGUGGCAGAUAUUGAAAUUGUACUAAAUGUGUAAGGUUAUGCUCCAAAGUUACACUGUACACACCAUAUUUCUGGAUGAGAAGCUCUAUACCUGUAGAAUAUACUUGUAAGCAUGGUGACAAAAAUGCUUUACUUAGUAUCUUACUAAGUAGUGAGCAUUGUAACAUUCCAUAUGUAUUCUUGUGUUGACAGUCAUACAUGUUACAUCGUGUGUGGUGUUGUGCAAUAUGUUUGUAGAUAUCAUGUUGUUUGGUUUUCUUUAUGGGUAUAACCUCAAUAUGUUUCAUUUUUAGAGUAAUUGGCUUUUUGUAUUUAUUUUAAUUUUAUGUUCUGCUGUAAUUUCCUUUAUGAAUAUUGUCCUAAAAGUGGUAAUUGAAUGUAAUAUCAAUAAAAAUGUGUCAUCACAGUA